Ipomoea nil (Japanese morning glory) is the source of this 728-nucleotide messenger RNA. RefSeq names its product protein FIZZY-RELATED 2-like. NCBI's taxonomy places the organism in Eukaryota, Viridiplantae, Streptophyta, Magnoliopsida, Solanales, Convolvulaceae. The record is from RefSeq and is a predicted model, not a curated record. Gene Ontology annotation, cellular component: anaphase-promoting complex. The coding region runs from base 186 to 728 and encodes 180 amino acids. The transcript has 5 exons. Gene Ontology annotation, molecular function: anaphase-promoting complex binding; protein binding; ubiquitin ligase activator activity. Gene Ontology annotation, biological process: positive regulation of anaphase-promoting complex-dependent catabolic process; positive regulation of ubiquitin protein ligase activity; anaphase-promoting complex-dependent catabolic process.
AAUUUUUUUGGGUUUCAUGUGUCUACAUAAGAAAACACCAACAAUAUUGUGCUCCUUUAACACCAUAAUAUUCAUAAAAGAUGCACUCUUUCUUUAGAUCAAAGGUCCAUUAGCAUGUUAUUAAGUCAUUAUGCAUAUUGUCUGGUUAGAUAUGGGAUGCAACUCGGUGUAAGAGAAUAAGAAUCAUGGAGGGACAUCGAUUACGAGUUGGGGCACUAGCUUGGAGUUCUUCUGUGUUGUCUUCAGGAAGCCAUGACAAGAGCAUUCUUCAACGUGAUAUACGAGCUCAAGAUGAUUACGUCAGCAAGCUAAGUGGUCACAAGUCAGGGGUCUGUGGACUGAAGUGGUCAUAUGACAACCGUGAAUUGGCAUCUGGUGGAAAUGAUAAUAGACUUUUUGUAUGGAACAACCAUUCAACACAACCUGUGCUAAAAUAUUGUGAGCACACUGCUGCUGUAAAAGCAAUUGCAUGGUCACUCCAUCUUCAUGGACUUCUUGCUUCUGGUAGUGGCACAGCUGACCGAUGCAUUCGUUUCUGGAAUACUACCACUAAUACUCAUUUGAAUUGCAUGGACACUGGUAGCCAGGUGAUAAGCUUAUCAUCAAUUAGGUUUAUCAAUAUUAUGUUCGAGCUGCGAGGGAGAAGAAUGGGGUUUAUAUUCCACAAGAAAGAUUUUAGCAGGAUGAAGCUGAAAAGAAGGCUCGUGCAAGAGAAGUUGGAGAGAUAA